CUCGUCAGUUUUUUCUAUACUCUCUCUUCUAAUUUUCCAUUUUUCUCUCACCAAUUUUUGGCCUAAUAAUUGAAAAUUCCAGAGAAUUUUUAGAGAUUUAGGCGAGAUGAAGAGGUGCGUAUUGUGUAAAGGAAUGGCUAGGAUGUACUGUGAGUCGGACCAGGCGAGCUUGUGCUGGGACUGCGAUGCGAAGGUGCACUCGGCGAACUUCCUGGUGGCUAGGCACUCGAGAAAUCUGCUUUGUCACGUAUGUCAGUCGCCGAUGCCGUGGUCCGCCUCUGGUGCGAAAUUGGCUCCCACCGUUUCUGUGUGUGAUAAGUGUGUCACGACGGAAGAGGAAGAAGAAGAAGAGGAUGACGAAAGCAAUGUGGAAAACGAAGACGAAACUGAGGAUGAGGACUUAGAGGAGGAGGAGAAUCAGGUAGUUCCAUGGUCAUCGGCUUCACCGCCGCCGGUGAGUUCUUCAAGUAGCGAAGGUUCGAUAAUCGGCGAAAGAGAGGUUCGAACGAAGCGAAUGCGUGACGAAAUUUCAAAUGAUGAUCAGGGCUGCUCGUCGUCUCAACCGCAUGUGCAUACGGCGCCGUUCGCCACCGCCGUGAUGAUAACGAAAGAAGUUGAACCUUUGCCGGCGCCAACAAAGAUCCGGAAAACCGUUGUUGAUCGAACGGAUCGGGUAGGGUUUUCUGAAUCUCAUAUUUUGGAAACCUUAAGGAGAUUUCACCGGGAAGAGAUGGUAUCGGGUGCAGGUGCAACAGAGUUCUGCCGCGGCACCAGGGCUGUUGACUACGACUCCUGCGACUCUUAUUAA
This is a messenger RNA of Olea europaea var. sylvestris, 808 nucleotides long. Its product is annotated as zinc finger protein CONSTANS-LIKE 2-like. Bases 107 to 808 code for a protein of 233 amino acids. Lineage: Eukaryota; Viridiplantae; Streptophyta; Magnoliopsida; Lamiales; Oleaceae. Gene Ontology annotation, molecular function: zinc ion binding. The record is from RefSeq and is a predicted model, not a curated record. The transcript is spliced from 2 exons.